Molecule: messenger RNA, 6315 nt
Organism: Chenopodium quinoa (quinoa)
Lineage: Eukaryota; Viridiplantae; Streptophyta; Magnoliopsida; Caryophyllales; Amaranthaceae
Product: scopoletin glucosyltransferase-like
Exons: 3
Coding region: 2439-3899 (486 amino acids)
Molecular function (GO): UDP-glycosyltransferase activity
Source: RefSeq, a predicted model, not a curated record
GAGUAAUAUAGUAAUGAGAAUUGCAUGAUUAAUUAAAUUGCUUUCGUACAGGAAAAGAAAAGUUCAAUCAUGCAACCAUAAUUUUUUUUUUUUUUUUGGUGAUGAAAAGCAUGCAAACAGGAUUUGAUGUGCAUGUAUUCACCUACUUUGCGCACAUUAUUGCAUUUUUUACAUGCAGUGAAAAUUGACCUAUAAAUACACCUCCUUAGGCCUCAUUCUUUACUUCACAAGAGUCUUAGCUUAGUGCUACUGUGCUAGUCCUUCAUAUUAUAUAAUGUCGACCUUCAUCAUGAAAACUUUGCUACUCACCACUUUCAUUCUCAUGUCCUUCUUCUCCUUCCUUUCAACAAAGUCUUCAUCAGUUGUUGAAGCCGCUAGGCUUCCAGGGGGUACUCACGACUGGUACGCCAAUACUUUGAGAGUUUUAGGGAGGCCAGGACAUUCGCCGCCACCAUAUCCAAAGCCAGCACCUCCGGAGCGUGAUGUCAUGGUUGCAAGUUAUCUUAAGAACAAAGAAAGUGAUGAUAAUUUAGAGAGGCAUAAACAUCCACCACCUUCAUAUCCAAAGCCAGCACCACCACACCGCGAUGUAACAUCUUCAAGGGCUGAUCAAUUAUCCGUCUUAGCCUCAGCAUAUAUUAUAACUACCAUAUAAAUAAGUGAUGCAGUCAUGCACAUUCCCUAUAUAUUACGGAGUAUAAAUAUUAUUAUUGGUGUAGGACUGGGUGAGGAUUCGACGUUUCAUUCAAGCCCUAGCUGAUUCCGGGGGCUGGCCUGGGGUGUUGUUAUAUAUGUAUGUAUCAUAAGGUUGCUAUAUAUAAUAUAUGCAACUAUCUUUCAUGUAUUAUAUAUUGUAAUAUUUUUAUCGCAUGCCCUUGUUUAGGGGGCUUAUUACUUCCUAUCCCAAGCCCUAUUUUCAUUACCUAUCUAUAAAUUAUUAGUAAUAAUGAAAUAAAAUCACUCCCCUUGUUUAAUAGCUAAUUAAGUGCAAGAUAUUUAAUUAGCUAAUAUUGUAUGUACCAAUGUAUGUAUAAUAGGUCAUAUAUUCUCGAUGGAUGAAUAAUAUGAAUGACAAAUUGGUACGGAGUAAUAGUUUUAAAAUUCAUAUGUAGUGUCGAAUUUGUGUUCUUUUAUAAUUUUGCACACUUUGGUUUAAAAAGGAUGAAAUUUCUUGUUGGUAGAUGUCUCUACAUGUUCGGUUUAAUUAGUUGAUUGUACGAGUAUAUAUUUUUUCUAGUGAGAUUUUUGUGUGAGGCAGGUGUAUAUGAGUUCUUGACGGCUACAUCUAGACAAUAGAUAUUUCAUUUAAUCUCUAGUAGCUUGUCAAGAAAGUUGGUGGUCGGUGCAACCGUACUAUAUAUGAUAAAUACUUUGUAUAACAUUAAAACUUUUAAAAAAUACGAGUACGAGGUUAGUAGCUUGUAUAAAAUAUUUAAAAAAAAGACGUGGGUGAUUUCUUCCGUGAAUUGAUUUUCAUCCUUGAUUGAUUAGGUGAAAAGAAUAACUUAUAUUAGAGUUAGUGAAUAAAAUCGACCAAUUGUUAAAAGACAAGGGAGAAAAAAAAAACGGUUUAAAAUAAAAAGGAAAAGAAAAACAACCCCACUAAAAAAAGACUCCAUACAUGUAACUAUGCAAGUAGCUAGACUUGAUAAGAAUUGCUCUUUAGUCCAAAAAGAUAUGCUUUAAUUUGAGCAACUUUAACUAAUUUACAGAAUGGUGAAAAAAAUCUUAGUGGGAGACAAUGGUUGAUUUGAUAAUUAUUAAUUAUCCACCUUUCCUUCAAAACAAUGACAAUAUUAUUCAUGUGUUUUUUUUUUUUUUUUUUACUCUUUCCGUUUCUAGAUACAAGUUCGAUCUCAUAUUUAUUUUUACACCUGAGAUUGGAUCAAUCCAAACUCGUCCAAACAAAACAUGUUAUAAUGAUAAAAUGAUGGGAACUCGCUUAGUUAGUAAAGUCCCAACUCUUAUUAUUAUUAUUUUUUUUAUAUAUAUUUUAGAGGUAUAAUUAUAGCACAAAAGACAAUAAAAUUAUUCCACAUGACAUAGAAAGGAAAAAAAAAAAAACAAUACCUUAGUUUUCAUGAAAAUAUUAUUUUAAUGAAACUAAUCUUGUUCUCAUACUGCUGCUAAUGCACCUUUCGAGCUGGAUUUUUGUUUCUACUAAGAAGUUUUGCAUAAUUACAGACCAAUCAUCAGAUUUAAGAUAAUACAAAAAAAUCAUUCACAAAAGAUCAUGCAACAACUGGCCUUUGAUUCCACAAUAAUGUUGUUCACUCUAUCACGUGGCUACUUUGCUACUUCAUAUUAGCAUUACAUACAAUGUUACUGAUCAAAUUUAAUUUAUUAAUUCGUAUAAUAUCAAUACAAUCGCUAUAAUAAUUUGUUCUUUCAUAAUAAUCUUGCAUUUCAAUAGUAAACAAUAACCUGUUAAGAGAAACAUGGUCAAUGAAUAUUAUCAAGGCAAGCUUCAUGUAGUGUUCUUCCCAUUUAUGGCUCAUGGCCAUAUGAUCCCAACACUUGACACCGCGAAGCUCUUUGGAGCUCGCGGUGUCAAGUGUACCAUCAUCACCACCCCUCUGAACUCCCCCUUCUUCACAAAAGAAAUUGAAAAGAGUAAGAAAAUUAAUGAAGGUCGUUCAAUGAUAGAAAUCGAGGUGUUUAGGUUUCCAUCAGUAGAAAAUGGGUUGUACAAAGGAUGUGAGAAUUUGGAGCAAGCCAUGAUGUCUUUAGACAUGGCAGAGAAGUUCAUCAAGGCUGCAUCGAUGCUAAGAGAGCAGCUCGAGCAGUACUUGGAGAAGACGCGGCCACAUUGUCUUGUGGCCGACAUGUUCUUCCCAUGGGCAACCGAGUGUGCAGCUAAGUUCAACAUACCUAGGCUUGUAUUCCAUGGAAUUAGCCUCUUUGCACAUUGUACUAAAGAGAUGGUUAUGGUGCACCAGCCUUACAACAAUGUCUCUAAUGAUGAUGAGUCGUUUGUUGUUCCUUUUCUUCCCCACGAGAUUAUGCUAACAAGGUCACAACUUCCUCGAGAGUAUUUGGUUGAAGGAGAGCAAUCUGAACUCAAGAGAAGGCAUAAGAAGAUUCAAGAAUCGGAAGUCCAAUGUUAUGGAGUGAUUGUCAAUAGCUUCUAUGAGUUGGAACCUGAUUAUGCCGACUUCUUUAGGAAGCAAUUAGGAAGGAGAGCAUGGCAUAUAGGCCCCGUAUCACUAUGCAAUAAGAGCCAAAAGGAUGAGUGUUCCUUGGAUGAACAUAAGUGCUUAAAAUGGCUCAACUCAAAGAGGCCGAAUUCAGUGAUUUAUAUAUGUUUUGGAAGCUUGGCUCACUUGAUAGCGCCUCAAUUACAAGAGAUUGCAAGGGCUCUAGACGAUUUGGAUUAUGAAUUUAUUUGGGUUGUGAGGGAAGAUAAAUAUCGAAUGAGUGAAGAAUGGUUGCCUCAAGGGUUUAAGGAAAGGACUCAAGGAAAAGGUCUAGUAAUAGGAGGAUGGGUUCCACAAGUGCUAAUCUUACAGCAUGAAGCAAUAGGAGCAUUUGUGACUCAUUGUGGGUGGAACUCGACACUAGAGGCAAUCUCAGCUGGUGUACCUAUGGUUACAUGGCCUCUUUUCGCUGAGCAAUUCUACAACGAAAAAUUGGUGAACAAUGUUUUAAAGAUUGGGGCUCCUGUUGGAGCUAAGAAGUGGCAAGUGGUGCAUUUUAUAGAAGAUCUUGUGAAGCACGAAAACAUAGUGAAUGCGGUCAGAAAGAUAAUGGACGGCGAUAAGGGUCUAGAAUGGAGAAACAAGGCAAGGAAGUUGAAGGAAAUGGCAAGAAAGGCUAUAGAAGAAAAUGGUUCAUCAUAUUGUGAUUUAACUUCAUUGAUAAAUGAAUUGAGAGAUUACCAUUUUCAAAAACAUGAUUAGUAUAUGGUCUAAAAGUCAUAAGACAAUAAUUAUGAAAAUUCUAUGGAGUGCUAAAAAUGUAGAUAAUGUUAAUGACAAUUAUUAUGUUUUUUGGGCUUAUGGGUUUCUUCCUAUAUGGACAAACCCGUUAUUUUUUCGGUGUUAUUAGGCCCAUUUAGAAACCUUAAUGACUGAUUAUGAGGUAUUUAGGGUUUUCUUAAGGAGCAAAAUCAUUAGCUUACUUUUGUUGAUUUUAUUCCAAUUAGCAGUGAGUUUUAGUCAUAUUUUGAUUGUGCUGUUAUUGGGAUAAAGCAUUAUACACAGAAAAAAAAAACCUAUGUCAAUAUCUUAGCUAAGCUAAUAACUUUUACAUGUGUCGUUGAUUAAUCUCGGAUAUUAACAUAAACAAAUUUCAUGUGUCGUUGUACUGGUUGUCUACACCAAUAGUCCAAUACUUCACUAAGACAAUGUCCCUUUCUUGCCAAAACCCACGUAAAAAGUUUCUUGUUUUUUAAUCACAGAACCAAUUAGAAGGCAAUAACAUUUAUAUAGAUAUGUUAUUGAUGUUUUCAAUACAAGCCAUGUGUAGCUUUCCCAAUAAUAAUACUCCAUUAAUUGCUGACCACUUAUCAAUUUAUUCUAGACUCAAAGUAAUACAAGAACAUGAUAUAUUGAUAUGUUACAUAAAAGAUUAUGCUUCUUGCCUAUACUACUGAAACCAUUAUUGAAAUCUAGGCUAUCUAGCAAUUUAACCAUUUAGUUUACCUGAUCUAUUUUUUGAUUUUCUCAUAAAAAAUGGCUAACGAUGAACCUCAACAACUCCAUGUAGUUUUCUUCCCAUUCAUGGCAUAUGGUCACAUGAACCCCACCAUAGAUAUCGCGAACCUCUUUGCAGCUCGAGGUGUCAAGGCAACCAUCAUCACCACACCUCAUAACCUAUCAAUCUUCACCAAAGCCAUUGAAAAGAGAAAACAAGUCGGAUCACCUAUGAUUCAUGUUGAGCUCUUCGAAUUCCCAACAACACAAUGUGGUUUGCCUGAAGGGUGUGAGAACGUAACUCAAGCCAUACCAAUAGGCAUGGUCUCGAACUUCAUGAAGGCAGUCAAGAUGCUAGAGGUGCAGCUCGAACAAUACUUGGAGAAUGUUCGACCAAGCUGUCUAGUGUCUGAUAUGUUCUUACCAUGGACUACUGAAUGUGCAGCAAAGUUCGGUGUCCCUAGAGUGGUGUUCCAUGGGACUUGCUACUUUGCUCUUUGUGUUCAGGAAGUUGUUAGGCUACAUAAGCCUUAUUUGAACGUUUCGUCUGAUGAAGAACCAUUCAUCCUUCCUUCUCUACCCCAUGAGAUAAAGAUCACAAAAUUGCAAAUUCAAGAGGAUUUAAGGAAAGAGGAGCAAAGUGAUGCCAAAACAGAAUUCGAUUUGAUCAAAGAAUCAGAACUCAAGAGUUUUGGUGUAAUUGUUAACAGCUUUUACGAGUUGGAACCUGAUUAUGCAGACUACUUCAGUAAGGAAUUAGGAAGGAGGGCAUGGCAUAUUGGCCCUGCUUCGCUCUGCAAUAGGAGCAUUGAGGACAAAGCAGCGCGAAGAGGAAAUAAUCAAGUUUCGAUAGAUGAACACGAGUGCUUACAAUGGCUCAACUCUAAGCAACAGGAUUCAGUCAUUUACAUGUGUUUCGGAAGCAUGACUCAAUUUUCAGUACCUCAGUUGCAUAAAAUUGCAGUAGCUUUAGAAGCUUCUGAACAAAAACUUCUUUGGUUUGUAAAGAAUGAUGAGGACUUAAAGAGUGAAGAGUGGCUGCCACCAGGAUAUAAACAAAGGAUGGAAGGCAAAGGCCUAAUACUAAAAGGUUGGGCACCACAGCUGCUCAUCUUAGAGCAUGAAGCCGUAGGAGCAUUCGUGACUCAUUGUGGGUGGAACUCGAUCCUAGAAGGCAUCACUGCUGGUGUGCCUAUGAUUACAUGGCCUGGUUUCGCUGAACAAUUCUACAACGAAAAAUUAGUGACCGAGGUAUUAAAGACCGGGGUCCCUAUUGGAGCUAAGAAAUGUCGUUGGGAUCCUUACAUCGAUGAUUUGGUUAAUUAGGACACGAUAGAGAAGGCAUUGAGAGACAUAAUGGAGGGAGAUGAGGCGCAACAGAGGAGAUACAGGGCAAAGGAGCUGAAGGAGUUGGGACUAAAGGCUGUUGAAGAAGAUGGUUCAUCAUAUUCGAAUUUAGGUGCAUUUAUCAAUGAAUUAAGGCAUUAUCAUGCUUAAAUGCAUGAUUAAUUUAGUCAAUCAGUAUAGUUCUUAACAUCUUCAGACUCCUAAAUUUUCUUGCUUGUAACAUUAUCAGGACCAUUUUUUAGAAAGAAAAAAAAAUUAUCACUCUUUUACUUGUCGCUUUCUAAUACAACAAGGGGUCUGAUAAAAUAUAUGCUAUGAAUAUACUUGUAUUCUA